Molecule: messenger RNA, 8909 nt
Organism: Passer domesticus (house sparrow)
Lineage: Eukaryota; Metazoa; Chordata; Aves; Passeriformes; Passeridae
Gene: PDGFRB
Product: platelet derived growth factor receptor beta
Exons: 23
Coding region: 732-4013 (1093 amino acids)
Biological process (GO): positive regulation of kinase activity; multicellular organism development; angiogenesis
Cellular component (GO): plasma membrane; signaling receptor complex
Molecular function (GO): ATP binding; platelet-derived growth factor beta-receptor activity; platelet-derived growth factor binding
Source: RefSeq, a predicted model, not a curated record
AGCUCCUUCCCUCCGGUUUAAGGAGGCGAUAGUCGGGCUGCUCCGGGCUCCUUUUGUUCCCUGCUAGCCGGGCCCUCGCCGCUCGCCCAUCGCAGCCCGCAGCAGAACUCCCUCUCCUUGCAGCCACUUUGGCUUCUCCUCCUUUUAAAUUUUUUUUUUUCACCCAUCACACUCGUCCGCUGGGCGUUAAUCGCAAGUUCUGCUCCGCAAAGGGUCCCCACAGAGGGUGGAGGGAGGAAGUCGGAGGAGCUCCGCUCCUCAUUGGCGAAGCAGCCUCCCCCCUUCUCCUCCUCCCGAGGUCUCUUUUAUUUAUACACGCACGCACACACGCGUGCACAUCCCUGGGCCCCGGGGGUUGCUCCACACCGGGGUCCGAGGAGGCAGAGCCCCCUCCCAGCCGGGCUGGGGUGCGCAGGGCACUGCUCGGAUGCGCUAGAGGAGCGGAGCAGGGCUUGGCUGCAGCCCAGCCUUGGCACAGCCUUGCCUCUCCUUUUGAUUUUAUUUUAUUUUUUUUCCCCCCCUCCUCCCUUCCACUUCUUUCUUUGCCUCUCUUUCGCCUUUAAGUGGAAAAGCCUUGCCAGCUGGGAGGGCAGGGAGAGCCCCGGCAGGCAGCAGACAGAGUUCGGAGGAGGAGAGGAAGGAAUUUCGGAGCCUUCCCGGUGGGACGCGCGGCGCAGGCACUCGGCUGGCGGGACCCUGCUCAAGGACUCAGGACAAGCCCAGAGCCCAGCAUGCUGUGCCCCACUCUCAGGACGUGUCUGUGCCUCCUCCUCCUCACUGGUCUGCUGGAGGUGACAUUUGGGGACAGCAGGCUGCACAUCGAACCCAGAGACACUGAGCUUGUCCUCAGCCUCCACAGCACCUUCUCCCUCCUGUGCUACGGGGACAGAGAGCUGGCCUGGGAGCGGGAGGGGCAGCCCCUUGCUGCCUCGCUGGAGCACAGGGAUGGUGUCUUUGUCAGCAACCUCACCCUCAGGAACGUGACAGGCCAUCACACCGGGGAGUACACGUGCACCUACAGCCCUGAGCAGGCUCCAGAGCCAGCAGAGAGGAGAGCCCUCUACAUCUACGUUCCAGAUCCCUCCCUGGUUUUCCUCCCCACAGUCAGCUCUGAAGAGGUUUUCAUCUUCAUCACGGGCUACACAGAGGCUGUCAUCCCGUGCCGUGUGACCAACCCACAGAUGCAGGUCACCCUCUAUGAGAAGAAGGUGGAGAACCCCAUCCCAGCUCUGUAUGAUCCACAACAAGGAUUUAAAGGCUUCUUUGAGGAUAAAAGCUAUUUCUGCCGGACAUAUGUGGAUGACCAGGAGGUGGAUUCAGACACUUUCUAUGUCUACAGGAUUCAGGUGUCGUCCGUGAACGUCUCCAUCAGCGCGGUGCAGACCGUGGUGCGCCAGGGGGAAAACGUCACCGUCAUGUGCACCGUGAGCGGCAACGAGCUGGUCAACUUCAACUGGGAUUAUCCCCGCAAGCAAGCAGGGAAGGCUGUGGAGCCAGUGACUGACUUCCUGCCUGGAUCCAUUCACGAGAUCCGCUCCAUCCUCAUCAUCCAGAAUGCAGAGCUGGAGGACAGUGGGACCUAUGUCUGCAAUGUCUCCGAGGGCUACCAUGAGAAAACGGACCGGAAGGACAUCACUGUCCAAGUGAUCGAGCGUGGCUUUGUGCACUUCCACACCCACCUGCCCAGCACGGUGUAUGCCGAGGUCCACAAGAGCCACACUAUCCAGGUGGAAGUGGAGGCUUAUCCCCCACCCAGCAUUGUGUGGCUGAAGAACAACAAGACACUGACCAUGGAGAGCAGCAGCGAGUUCACCAUCACCAGCAGGAACCUGUCAGAAACCAGGUACCAGACAGCUCUGGUGCUGGUGCGGGUGAAGCAGGAAGAAGGAGGAUUUUACACCAUUCGGGCUUCCAAUGAGGAUGAUGAGCAGGAGAUCUCCUUCCAUCUGCAGAUAAAUGUGCCAGCUAAAGUGGUGGACCUCAAGGAGAACAGCAGUGCCAGCAGUGGGGAGCAGACUGUAACGUGCUCUGCUGAAGGCAUGCCCCAGCCAGAGAUCAGCUGGUCUACGUGCAGCGACAUCAAAUGGUGCAGCACCAAGGGACAGCCCACGCGGCUGCUGGGGAACGAGUCGGCCGAGGUGGGCGUGCAGACCAACGCCUCGUACCACGCGGAGCGGCAGCUGUACCGCGUCAACAGCACCCUGCAGCUGCACAGGGUGCACGAGCCCCUGCUGCUCAGGUGCACCGUGCACAACUUCCUGGGCACCAGCUCCCAGGACAUCACCCUGGUCCCACACGCCUUGCCAUUCAAGGUGGUCAUCAUUUCUGUCAUCCUGGCCUUGCUGGUCCUCACUGUGAUCUCCCUGAUCAUCCUGAUCGUGCUGUGGCAGAAGAAACCUCGUUAUGAAAUCCGCUGGAAGGUGAUUGAGUCGGUCAGCUCUGAUGGGCACGAGUACAUCUAUGUGGAUCCCAUGCAACUCCCUUAUGACUCCACCUGGGAGGUGCCCAGGGACAAGCUGGUGUUAGGACGCACUCUCGGCUCCGGUGCCUUCGGUCGUGUGGUGGAGGCAACAGCCCAUGGCCUGAGCCACUCACGGUCCACCAUGAAAGUGGCAGUCAAAAUGCUCAAGUCCACAGCCCGCAGCAGUGAGAAGCAAGCCCUGAUGUCUGAGCUGAAGAUCAUGAGCCACCUGGGACCUCACCUCAACAUCGUCAACUUGCUGGGGGCCUGCACCAAAGGAGGACCCAUCUACAUCAUCACCGAGUACUGCCGCUACGGGGACCUGGUGGAUUACCUGCACCGCAACAAGCACACCUUCCUGCAGUCCUGCGGGGACAAGGCACGGCGGGAGGCCGAGCUCUACGGCAACGCCCCCAAGGAGGACCAUCUGCACAGCCACCUCUCCAUGUCUGUCGAGAGUGACGGGGGCUACAUGGACAUGAGCAAGGACGACUCCCUGGACUAUGUGCCCAUGUCUGACAUGAAGGGUGAAGUCAAGUACGCUGACAUCGAGUCCUCCAACUAUGGCACCCCCUAUGAGCUGGACAGCUACUCCCCCUCAGCUCCUGAAAGGACAGACCGGGUGACACUGAUAAAUGAGUCUCCACUCCUCAGCUACAUGGACUUGGUGGGCUUCAGCUUCCAGGUGGCCAAUGGGAUGGAGUUCCUGGCUUCCAAAAACUGUGUGCACCGUGACCUGGCUGCCAGGAAUGUCCUCAUCUGUGAGGGGAAGCUGGUGAAGAUCUGUGACUUUGGCCUGGCGAGGGACAUCAUGAGGGAUUCCAACUAUAUCUCCAAAGGCAGUACCUUCUUGCCCCUUAAGUGGAUGGCUCCAGAGAGCAUCUUCAACAACCUCUACACUACCCUGAGCGAUGUGUGGUCUUUUGGGAUUCUUCUUUGGGAGAUAUUCACUCUAGGAGGGACUCCAUACCCUGAGCUGCCCAUGAAUGAACAGUUCUACAACGCCAUCAAACGUGGCUAUCGGAUGUCCAAACCCACCCAUGCCUCUGAUGAGAUCUACAACAUCAUGCAGAAGUGCUGGGAGGAGAAGUUCGAGAUCAGGCCAUCCUUCUCACAGCUGGUGGUGCUUAUGGGAAACCUCCUGGUGGACUGCUACAGGAAGAGGUACCAGCAGGUGGAUGAGGAGUUCAUGAAGAGCGACCACCCCGCUGUGGUGCGCACGAGACCCGCGGUUCCUGUGCUGAACAACGCCCGCCUGGCUGCCAGCCCCCCCAGCAGCAGCAUCCUCUACACAGCCGUGCACCAGAGCGGGGCCGAGAACGACUACAUCAUCCCUCUGCCCGACCCCAAGCCCGAGGCAAGCUGUGACCUCCCUCAGGAGGCCUCCAUCAGCAGGGCCAGCUCUAUGCUGAACGAGGCCAACACAUCAUCCACAAUAUCCUGUGACAGCCCUCUGGGCCUCCAGCAGGACGAGGAACAGGAGUCUGACCCACAACCAGGCUGCCAGGAGCCAACCACAGGACACCAAGAGGUGGAGGAGAGUUUCCUGUAGUCAGAGCUGGGCUGACUUUUCAUCUCCUUGUGGAGAGGCCAGCUGAGGGGGCUGACCCAGAUGUCACAGAGAGCCAUGCUUGUGCGUGUCCAUCAGGACAUCCCCUCCUGUCCCAGCAUCCCUCCUUCCCUUCUCCCAAUGCUGGGGGGGAAUUAAAGACUUUUCCCCAUUGCCAUCCCCUUUCCCCUUAAAAAGAGGUGCCUCAGUGCCAGAAGCCCUCUAGAUCACUGCCGCAUCCUCCUCAGUGAUCAAACCACUGCAGGAGGGAGACAUCUCACAGACCAACACCUUUUCAAGUGGAAGACGUGGUUGGAUCUCCACGAGAGGCCACUUUCUGCAUUGCUGAGAUGACACUCCAGCCUCUGCCUCCUCCAUGGCACAGAGUUUCGUCUCCUCUGCACCAGCACUUCUCUGAUGGUCUCAGCACCAGCCACACCGUGGUUCUGUGAAUGCCACUGGGACAGAUAAUCCACCUGGAGCCCAUUGCUGGGGUGUAGAGCACCCGAAACACCAACCUUCAGCUGCUGGAGGUUAGGAGCACAUUGGAUUCUCCUCCAAGCACAGUCAAGUCCUGAAGAGGCCAGCCAGUGUCUGGGAGGUACAGAAUUACCAUUUUCCUCUCUUGGCAGUGCUUCCAUGGUGGACAGAGCAUCACAAGCACUACAGGUGUUCACAGCUCUGGGGCACAGCUCUGCAUCCAGCUGGAGGCUGUCACAGCCUUCUGUGCCCAGCAUGGCACCAGGAGCCCCAGGGACAUGCCAGGAGUUCCAAAUGCCCUCACAAUGACUUGGUUAUAGAAGCAAGGAGGGCAGUCACUGUUGUUCGUGUUGUCUGCGUGGACACUAAGCUAAUUAUUCUCCAUUGAAGAUUUAAAGGGAACAAAUAUAUUAAUCCACUAGCCAGGGCCAGUAUAAGGAAGCAAUAUGGUUAUUCAUUAAUCUACUGCCACUACACCCAGCUCAUCUGCUGGGAAAUCAUAUAACCACGCCAGCUGCAGAAUCCUUGUGCCUUAUCUUUGGGAAGCAAAGGCUCACCUUUGAUAAACUGUUCACCCAAACACCCUUUCUCAUCAUGGGAGGGCUCACCGUUCCCUCCUGAGUCACAGCAAGAUUAUGGGCAGAAAUAAGGACACCAGAACACCAACCCAGGGAUAGCUCCAAAGACAGAGAAGGAGAGAGGCUGGGAAGCUCCUUGGUCACAACUGAGCUGUGUCUCACACCCUGCCACCUUCUGGGGUCAGGCAGAGCCACUUGCAGCCUGCCAGGGCUGUAAAUGUCACAGGGAAUCAAGCAGGGCAAGAGGAGCUGGGGAGGAUUCCCCUCUCCUGAAGAGUGUUUUGAAAACUAAAGGGGCCCAGACCUUGCCCCUGCUUCUCCCCUCCCUCCCCACUUCUCACAGAUGGGUCAGGGGCUUCUUGUGCUCUCAGCUGGCACUUGAGUGACAGACCCAAAGCAGGAGGAACACCAGGCUCUGGAAAUCAGUUGUGAACCCCACCUCUGCAGAGAUGAAAGCUGGACCCCCAAAACCACAGGUCUGACACCACAGGAGACAGCAGGUUUUUCUCUGAAAUGUUUCACUUCACACAGAGCUCUGUUCACUGCAUAAUCCUGAUCCCAUUAACUCUUUAUUGUCCUACUCAUGCACAUCUCUCUGUGCACCCUACAGGAACUGCACAGGCAGGUUUACAAAAUCAGAAAUUCAACCAGCAUCUUGCUGGGCUUCUGCCACCUCAGAGCCACUGAGAAUUUAAUUUUUUUUUUUUGCAAAAUAUGGAACUUCUGUCAGAAAUCCCCAGCAAAACAGCUUCUGUUUAAGGUUUUCUACCAUUCCAGUUCUGCCAUUUAUGCAGCUAAAGGAGGAGUAGGUGUUUUGUGGGCUGGUGUCCUUGGUAAAAUGUGAACAUAAGAAAUAGCACUUUUAUUGGCAGCCAGCACAGGAUAUUUUCAGCCUAUGUGGUCAGAUUCCCCACCAUCCAUAGGAAACAUACUGUGAAUGACAACUGUUUUUCCAUCCUCUGUUCCUCCUGCUUGUGAUGAAGGAGCCAUCUCCUGUGGCCACAGUUCAUUAAACAAUCCUCACUGCAGAGAAGCAGUAAUUUAUGAGAUCCUUUGGGUCAGAUCACUUGAUUGUUUUUUAACAUGUAAGGUGCUUGGUGGGAUCUGUGUCACUGCAACUUGAGCCCUUAGGAUGGCACAUCAGAUUACCCUAACAGCCUCUGUCUGCACCAGCUCCAUUUUUAAUUCAUCCUUCUCUAUCAAAGGUGACCAGGAGUACCCAGUACUGCAAGUGAGGUCAAACCUAGACCUCACACAGGGCAUUAACAGCUCUGGCCCGUGCUGGUCUCAACUUGCCUGGUGUAGCUCUGGAUAAUAUUGGCUUUUUCCCAGCCACAACAUACUGAGAGCUUGGAGUCAUCCUCUGACCAAUCUAGGCACCUACGUCUUUCUACACUUCCAGCAUUUCUAACCAAGCUACUCCCUGCUGUUCCAGACAUUGGGUCAUCAGCAAAUUUUGUUAACUAACUGUUAUUUUUGGGCUGGACUGACUAAUAAAAAUAUUAGAUACUUCUAGCAACAAGAACAGUCUGAGAGAGCUACUUUUACUACCUCCAUCCAGCCCAAUGAUUUCCCUGUCAAUUAACACUUUCUCACUUUCCCUUUGGCCAUUUGUUUAUUUCAAAAAUUCUGUUCUAAACUUCAUCUUAUUCAGAUUUAAUUGCUAAUCAAAUGACCAAUUUCCCACUAUCAAAUAGUUUCCACAGUCCUGAAAGGGGAGAUCUCCCUGCUGGGGGAGCUCAGGUAUCCUGUCCUAUUAGCUGGGCAUUAGCUACAUUUGAAUGACUAUUGCAUUUUGUCCCAUUUCUAGAUUUACUGCAAUUAUUAUUUGCAUCAAAAUCUGUUCUGGCUGCUGAUGGGAUGCUGCUCCCACCUCCCUAUUCCUUCUUAAAUUAGGUACGCCAGACUUUGCAAAAUGGUACCAUUCUGCACUCCAGAGGAACAUGACCAAAUACUUGCCCUUGGCCCCGUGAUUUUAAGGGCUGAGUCUUGCACUUUGUGGUAUUUUCCUGUCCUUACUCAACCUUUCACAGCACCUUUAGCAAGUUGCAGUGACCAGACCUUCUCAGCAGGGACAAGCUGGCAGCUGGACAAAGCCAACAUAUUUUGCUAAGCAUCCCUCCAAGAGAGGGCUUGGCAGAGCUGGGAAUGACAGAUCCAGCUCCACACUCCCCCUCUCUCUGCCCCAGUCCCUGCAUGGCCUGGCAGGUGAGGGCCAGGAGAAAUGUUUGCCUGUUCUGGGCCCAUCAGUUUUGUAGCCAAAAUUUCUCCGGUGAGACUCUGGAGGGAGCUGGUCCCACUGGGAUUUCUGGUUUGAUAAUCAGUAUUUUUGUUUGGGUGUGUUUUUGUGUUUAGAGGUGGACCCAAACUGAAGGAACACAUGCCAUGGUUUGGGCCCAUCUCUAGUGCAAUAUCUUUUUAUUUGUAGAUUAUAUUUUACUCUACAGCUGUUACAUUGUUAUCAGAACCAGUAUAUGCAUAAUCCUAUUGCCAGUCACUAUUUCAUACCUGUAUCCCAGAAACUAAUGCAGCACUCUGGUGUUCUUUCCACAUGUAGGUGUUCCUCAGACUGAUGUGUGCACAGGUUUUAAUCCUUUUGUCCUUCUCAGUUUGAGUGUGUUAUUUCCUGAAGCGCGAGUGUCACGUUUAGUGUUUGUUUGUGUUGUGUGAAAUCUAGAGCACAGCGGACUUUACUUGUAACUAAAUUGUCUCUGUUCACUGCCAAGGGGACUGUGACAGGGUCCCACAGGGAUGGGGCAGCAGUGCAGUGCAGAUGUGCAGCCAGGGGAAUUCAGCCAGAAGUGAGAAGCAGCUCUUCUCUUUCUUCCCAGUCAGGGCUCAGGGCUGAGGGGGAGACAGCACCACAAGUACAGGGCACUGAGCACUCAGGGUUUGCCUGUGAGGAAGCCCAGGGUCUGUGCAGAGCUGGCAGAGCUGGAGAAGGGGAUUUCACAGAGUGCUGAGGAGACAAAGCCCCUGUUCCAACACACAAGGGCAAGGAGGAGCCCUGGCUGGGCUCAGUGCCUGGCUCAGGUCCCAGGAUGAGCCUGGAUGCAGCCUGGCUGUGCUCCCACUUGGAGAGCACAGAGGCUGCCCCUUGGUGGCCCUCAGAAACCUUUUGGCAUCCUUUGCCAGGCAGAGAGCAGCCAGGGCAGCUCCAGGGGCACACAGGUCAUUCCUGCAGCAGAGGCCAGCCCUGCCUGGAUGCUGAGUGGCCAGUGCUGACUGUCACAGUCACCUGCAGGACUUGCCCAAAGCAGGCCAGAGGUUGCUAAGAAUAAGUUUUCAUGGGCCAGCACACGGGUUGCUGGGCUGCCAGCAUAAUUCCCAUGUUUCACCUGGAGACCUGAGCCCUCUGGGAAAUGCCAAGGUGGAUCUGGUUGGCUUUGGCAAAGGCAGGGGAGCUGCUCCAGCAGCACUUGUGAGAGAUGACUCUGGCCUGGGGCGGGGAGGAGGCAGGGAAGGCAGAUUGUGCUGGGAGUCCUGCAGUGUCCCAUCACUCCUCUUCUUUCCUCCUUCAUGGACUGAUUGCACCAGAGCUGCAAAUCUUGCCCAAAGUGUGCCCUCUGCCCAUCCUGCUGUGCUGGCUUGCUGGCAUUGCACUGUUCCUCUGCAGCCUAUCUCCAUGCUCUCUGUCAAAAUCAGCAUGAGGGCAAAGGGAAAAACAGAGUUCAGACUAAGGUACCAAAGAGUUAACACUUUUCUAGGUUUACAGUUGUAUUUGUAGGAUUUGUACUAUGUCACAUUUAUAGCCAUGAGAUAUUAUUUUUAUGCUGUAAACUUUUACAAAUACAUUUUUAAAGAAAGAGUUUAAAAAUAAAGGUGUUUUUCAUUUUGCAAA